AUGGCGAAGUGGUUUCUCACACUCUUCUUGGUUCUUGCCCUAGCCACAGCUUUUGCUUCUGGAGCAAGAAACAACCCAGGAGGACUCUCUGACCAGAAGAACUACCUCGGAUACGGUGGCGGGUAUUCUGGCAUCGGAGACAAUGGUUUACCUUUUGGUGGCGUCGGUGGUGGUGUGUCUGGUCCCGGUGGUAAUCUUGGUUUUGGUGGACUUGGUGGUGGUGGCUUGGGAAAUGGAAUAGGCGGUGGUUUGGGAAAUGGGAUAGGCGGUGGUAUUGGUGCCGGAGCCGGUGGAGGAAAUACCGGAGGAGUUCAUUUUCCUUGAGUUGUUACUUUGGAUCAAGGUUUCGCACGGUCCUUGAGCAAGGUCUAGUUUAAGAUGAUUUGAGAGCAACAAUAAUAAUCAUGUCUUUGUAAGGUUUUGGACUUCGAAAAUUUCAUUAGCUGUUUAACGUGCGUCUUAAGUUACUAUGGUGUCCUUAGAAUCAGACUCGUGUCUUUGCUGGCUUGGUCCGCUUUCAAAUUAUAUUCGACUAUUUUGAGUGUUUCAUUUAAUAAGUUAAUGUCAACAUCUAUGAUUACUUUUGAUUA
Messenger RNA from Brassica napus (rape), 590 nucleotides. RefSeq names its product acanthoscurrin-1. The record is from RefSeq and is a predicted model, not a curated record. The transcript has a single exon. Lineage: Eukaryota; Viridiplantae; Streptophyta; Magnoliopsida; Brassicales; Brassicaceae. The coding region runs from base 1 to 324 and encodes 107 amino acids.